AUGUCACAAACAAUCUGUCCAAUUGCACAUACAACACUAACAGAGCUGUGUGAUAGACAGCUAACGCGAGUUUUGGGAGACUCAAGCUAUACACAACCAAAGGUGCAUGAAUGGAAUACAGAAAUCAUAAACAGUAUAUUAUCAGCAUUAACGCCACUUACACCGCAGUAUAAAUGGAUCUUAACAAGCACAAUUAUCGAGAUUGUCUCGGAUACAAAGCGUGGAAUGCAUGCAGCUCAAGGCGCCUAUUGGAAUUGUGAAAAAGACGGUAAGAAUGCUGUUGCACGAGUGGUCGAACACUCGAAUACGCGUGGUACUUGGACUAUCAUGGAUUCACAUUUAAAUACAGGAAUUAAAGGUUAUAUUGCAUAUUAUACAAAGGAGAUGCACAAAAAGCCAUUAAUUAUUUGA
Messenger RNA from Pneumocystis jirovecii RU7, 411 nucleotides. RefSeq lists its product as uncharacterized. Gene Ontology annotation, cellular component: cytoplasmic dynein complex; cytoplasm. Gene Ontology annotation, biological process: microtubule-based movement. Lineage: Eukaryota; Fungi; Ascomycota; Pneumocystomycetes; Pneumocystales; Pneumocystaceae. The record is from RefSeq and is a predicted model, not a curated record. The transcript has 4 exons. Bases 1 to 411 code for a protein of 136 amino acids. Gene Ontology annotation, molecular function: dynein intermediate chain binding.